GAACAAUAAGUCGGCCAUAAAUUACCAGCCGCGACGCAAUCGCGAAUCAACCUCCGGAAUCUGCAGUCCGCCAUACUUACGCGGCGGUGCAAAGUAUAAGAGAGGAGAGGAGAGGAGAGGAGAGGAGGAUGUUGGAAAAUCCUACAUCCACCGCACCCGAUGCCGCCCCUCUAAUCAAACGCUACGCUCCUCCUAAUCAACGAAACCGUUCUCUCGGCCGCCAUAAGUCUGGAGAUUGGUUUCAUUGGACUAAUAAUGUUUAUGGGAAUGAUUCAGAGAAGAACCUAGGUGCCGCAUCGAGAAACAAUAAUCUGGUCGGGGAUGCUGGGAGCAGCGCUAUCCUGAAUGAAGACCUCCAUCGUCCUAUUUUAAUACCUUUAGAAGGCUGUUCUAGAAGUGAUGCUUCUCGGCUUUUAAGCUAUCGUACGGUUGGGCAGCUGCCUUACAUCGCUACCAUGAUACUUCUAUUGAUUUGUCUGAAAGACCAGUUCUGUACUCUGGAAGUAGUGAUUCAGCCUGGAGGAAUUUCAGACUUCCCCAUCAGAUGAUGUCCCCAACAAACACUACUGCACCUUCAUCUGGUUCACAGAUGGAUUUCUUAGCUGAACUACGUCGUUCAAUUCGGAAUGCCAAUACCGACAACUAACUACAGACAAAGUGUGGUGUGUGCGGAUGUGGACUUGUGAAGUACUUUAUGAACUUUGCACUCUAAAGUACCCCGUUUGUAUGUGUUGAUUAAUACUCAAAUCAAAUGUUUACUUAUUUGGGACAUGAUGUUUUUAUUGUAAAGCAUGGUCCAGGGCAUCUGCUCCUUGGACAUGUAAUUUUCAUGAAAACGUUAUGAACUAUUUAAGCUAUAAAAUGUUAUAUUACUUCGGAAUUCUAGUUCCUUUUAUGCGACAGUAGUCGGAGAGAGGUAUGUUGUUGGACUCGUACGGUUUUUGAUGAAUGUGAAUCUCUCUCGUAUCAGAUGUGA
Molecule: messenger RNA, 976 nt
Organism: Hibiscus syriacus
Lineage: Eukaryota; Viridiplantae; Streptophyta; Magnoliopsida; Malvales; Malvaceae
Exons: 6
Coding region: 129-548 (139 amino acids)
Source: RefSeq, a predicted model, not a curated record